Zymoseptoria tritici IPO323 is the source of this 534-nucleotide messenger RNA. RefSeq lists its product as uncharacterized. The coding region runs from base 1 to 534 and encodes 177 amino acids. The record is from RefSeq and is a predicted model, not a curated record. Lineage: Eukaryota; Fungi; Ascomycota; Dothideomycetes; Mycosphaerellales; Mycosphaerellaceae. The transcript has a single exon.
AUGUCAGACCCAAGCACCCACCCCUCGGCAGACUCAUACCGCGCCUCAGGCUUCUCCAACCGCAUAGGCUGGGGCCAACGACCUGCUCUCCUCCUCAUCGACGUCUGCGCCGCAUACUUCACGCCCGGCUCUCCCCUCGACCUAACCUCCAACCCUGCUGCAGCCGCCUCUCCAGACUCCAUGAAGCGCCUCCUCACCGCCGCUCGCUCGUCCAAGGUUCCCAUUAUCUGGACUCAAGUCUCAUACACCUCUCCCACACUCGCGGACGCUGGGCUUUUCCACGUCAAAGCACCUGUCAUUUCUGUAUGGCAGAAAGGUGACACGAGGGGUUUCGAUAAGUGUAUGCCCGGGUUGGAACCGCUAGAGGGAGAGGAGGUGGUGUUGAAGAAACACCCUUCGGCGUUUUUUGGAACGGAAUUGGCGGGCAUGCUGAGGUUCAUGGGUGUUGACACGGUGGUCAUUGCUGGAGUGAGUACGAGUGGGUGUAUUCGGGCGACGGCGCUGGACGCUAUGUGUCACAAUUUCCGGCCGUGA